UUUCAAAAUCCGAGGAGAGAAAACCGAGUGAGAGGCCCACCGGAAGUGGAGAGGAGAAAAUCUAUUCAUCGAAUCAAGAACAGACUUUGGCAGCUCCAUUGGUCCGCAUAUAACUAUGCUGAAUCUGACCUUAACUGAUCUCACUUCAAUCGGAAGAAGGAGUAGGAGGAGGUGGAAGAGGAGGAGAAGCGAAGGAACAUCACAUGAUGUGGAGAAACUUGGUGGGUAACAGUGGCAGAGCAUGGAGGAGCAGAUGCAUGUCAAUUGUUCGACGAUUUGAGCACGUGAGCCCAGCUCCCAAAGACCCCAUCACCGGCGUCACCGAAGCUUUCCUCGCCGACCCGAGCCCGAACAAGAUCAAUCUGGGCGUGGGAGCUUAUCGUGAUGACGAGGGAAGGCCCGUCGUGCUUCAGUGCGUCCGGGACGCUGAGGCAAAGAUUGCCGGGAGUGAGUUUCUGGAGUCAGUUUCUGCUGCAGUUAACUCCAAAAUGGUGGAGGAGAGUUGUAAAUUGAUUUAUGGAAAAGAUUCGGAUGCUGUUAUGGAGGGGAGGUUUGCAGGCAUUCAAGCACUCUCUGGCACUGGUGCAUGCCGUCUCUUUGCAGAAUUCCAAAGGCGCUUCUAUCCCAAUUCCCAUAUGUAUUUUCCUGCUCCCACAUGGUCCAACCACCACAAUAUUUGGAGAGAUGCCCAAGUUUCUGCAAGAAACUUUUGUUACUAUGAUCCCCAGUCAAAGGAUUUAAACUUUGAGGGACUAAUUAAUGACAUUAAGAAUGCCCCAGAAGGUUCCUUCUUCUUAUUGCACCCUUGUGCUCACAAUCCUACAGGCGUUGACCCUACUGAGGAAGAGUGGAGAGAAAUUUCAUAUUACUUAAAGGUGAAAAAUCAUUUUCCAUUCUUUGAUGUUGCAUACCAAGGCUUUGCAAGUGGAGUUAUGGACAAGGAUGCCAGAGCAAUCCAUAUUUUCCUCCAAGAUGGGCAUUUAGUUGCCUGCGCUCAGUCCUUCGCAAAGAACAUGGGACUAUAUGGGCAUCGUGUUGGUUGUCUCAGUUUUAUUUGUGAUGAUUCUAAGCAAGCAGUUGCUAUUAAAAGCCAACUGCAGCAGAUAGCAAGGGCAAUGUAUGGGAGCCCCCCUGUUCAUGGUGUGUUGCUGGUCUCGACAAUCUUGGGAGAUCAAGCUAUUAAGGCGCUCUGGACGGAAGAAAUUAAAAUUAUGGCAGAUCGAAUUCAAGGGAUGAGGGCUACUCUUCGUGAAAGUCUCGAAAAAUUGGGUUCUCCUCUCAACUGGGAGCACAUAACAAGCCAGGUUGGGAUGUUCUGCUAUUCUGGGCUAAAGGCGGAGCAGAUAGAUAGGUUAGUAAGGGAGUUCCAUGUAUACAUGACCUCUGAUGGCCGAAUCAGCAUGGCAGGGGUUACAACGGGCAACGUGAACUAUCUGGCAAAUGCAAUACAUGAAGUCACAAAUUCGGGUUAUGAGGAGUCCCAGAUCCUGGGUGAGUCGGGCUUUUAGCGGCUCAUUUUUCCUAGCCACUGCCAGAUUCUUGAGGUUCCAGACGGCGCUUCCCCUUUCCGGAGCUGAUUUCUUACGUAAACUCAGCCUCGAUUCAGGGCAUUGGGGAUAGAAUUAUGUGAAUCUUCUCUUGACGUUGAUAAGAAUACGUACCAUUAAGUCGAAAAUACUUUAUAAUCAGAAUCAGAAUAACAUUUCUGUCUACUAUGUUUCUUUGAUGCAGACUAAACACUGAUACAUUAACUAUCAGGUGGGUGACAGUACCUAUCAACUUAAGCUCUUAUAUCGAUCAUGUCUUGAUAUAUCGACUUAUCGUCAUUUUGCU
Punica granatum (pomegranate) is the source of this 1833-nucleotide messenger RNA. Lineage: Eukaryota; Viridiplantae; Streptophyta; Magnoliopsida; Myrtales; Lythraceae. The record is from RefSeq and is a predicted model, not a curated record.